Molecule: messenger RNA, 1818 nt
Organism: Periconia digitata
Lineage: Eukaryota; Fungi; Ascomycota; Dothideomycetes; Pleosporales; Periconiaceae
Source: the annotation of a GenBank genome assembly
CCUUUUCAGAAGAAAGUGCAAUCAUCAAUCAACAUGGCGCCUGUCGGUGGUUCUGGUCGUGACUUCGAGGCAGCCGCUGAGGCCCGUCGCAGGGCCUUUCAAGUCUCGUCUGGCCCUGGCGCUUUGCUGAAGAACUUGAAAGUCUUUGGCAUUGCCUGCUUUGCUUGCUUGGGUGGAUUGUUGUAUGGAUACAACCAGGGUGUUUUCUCUGGUGUGCUAGUCAUGCCGGCCUUCAAAAAGCACAUGGGUAACUACAUCGAAGACUUUGAGACACUCGAAUACAAUUCUUCCAAACAGGGUUGGCUUGUCGCAAUCCUCGAACUUGGUGCCUGGCUCGGAACCAUGUACUCUGGAUUCUUGGCUGAGAUUCUUUCUCGAAAGUAUGCGGUCCUGGUUAACGUUGCUAUCUUCAUUAUCGGUGUUGUCGUCCAAACCACUUCGAUCCAAGCUGGUCAUAAUGCCAUUCUCGGCGGCCGUUUCAUCACUGGUAUGGGUGUUGGUUCGCUCUCCAUGAUUGUGCCCAUGUACAACGCCGAAAUUGCUCCACCAGAAGUCCGGGGUGCAUUGGUUGGUUUGCAGCAACUAUCCAUCACACUUGGUAUCAUGAUUAGUUUCUGGAUUGACUACGGUACUAACUUUAUCGGUGGUACUGGUCGUAGCCAAAAGGAUGCAGCAUGGCUUCUUCCCCUCGCUCUUCAGCUGGCCCCGGCCGUCCUCCUCGGCGUCGGAAUGUUAUUCAUGCCCUUCUCUCCUCGAUGGCUAGUACACCACAAUCGCGAGGCGGAAGCACGCAAGGUCCUUGCCAAUCUCCGUAGCCUUUCUGAGGACCACGACCUCAUCGAGCUUGAGUAUGCUGAGAUCAAAGCCCAAUCCCUUUUCGAGAAGAAGUCGCUUGCAGAGAAUUUCCCACAUCUCCAGGAUCUGUCUGUCAUGAGCACGUUGAAACUUCAGUUUGUUGCUAUUGGCAGUCUGUUCAAAACAAAGGCCAUGUUCAAGCGCGUCAUCGUGGCCACACUUACUAUGUUCUUCCAGCAAUGGACAGGUAUCAACGCCGUGUUGUACUAUGCUCCCACUAUCUUCAAGGGCUUGGGAUUGAGUGACAAUUCUGUUUCGCUCCUCGCUACCGGUGUCGUUGGUAUUGUCAUGUUCAUCGCUACCAUCCCUGCUGUGAUGUAUGUGGACAGCUGGGGUCGCAAACCUACACUGGUCGUUGGUGCUAUUGGCAUGGCCAUCUCCCAUUUCGUCAUCGCUGCUAUUGUCGGAAGUUUCCAGGACAACUGGCCCGCUCAUGAAGCUGCCGGAUGGGCAGCCGUCGUCAUGGUCUGGCUCUUCGUCAUUCAUUUUGGAUACUCGUGGGGUCCAUGCGCCUGGAUCCUCAUCGCUGAGGUCUGGCCGCUUUCCAACCGUCCUUAUGGAAUUGCUCUCGGUGCUUCCUCUAACUGGAUGAACAACUUUAUUGUUGGUCAGGUCACACCCGAUAUGCUUGAAAACUUGACGUACGGCACCUACAUCUUCUUCGGGCUGUUGACCACCAUGGGUGCAGUCUUUAUUUGGUUCUUUGUGCCCGAGACCAAGGGUCUCUCGCUCGAGGAGAUGGAUAUCUUGUUUGGCAGUGUCGGCAUCGCCGCCCGCGAGCAGGAGAGGUGGACCGAAGUGCACAACGAAGUUGGCUUGACGGAGUUGCUGGUGCGUUUGGGAGUUACCGAUGCUCCGCCCAGCUACCCAGUCGACGAAAAGCCUGCCGUCCCCCUGGAGAAGCAGGUUACUGCCGAGAAGCCAGUCGCUGCGGAGCACAAAGAUGAUGUUGUCGUCACCUGA